Messenger RNA from Iphiclides podalirius (scarce swallowtail), 222 nucleotides. Lineage: Eukaryota; Metazoa; Arthropoda; Insecta; Lepidoptera; Papilionidae. The record is from the annotation of a GenBank genome assembly.
AUGGUGCGCAGAGGGCUCUGGAUGCGGCGGCACCUCGUUAGCGCUGAUAUAUCAUUCCGUUGCUCGAAGCGUGUUUACGAGAUGGCUACUUCCCUGCGACGGCGUUUCUAUAAAAAGGCGGUUCGUCGGCGGUGCCCCCGCGCCGCGGCGCGUUCUAAAUUUACCCCAGGAACGAACCCGCGCCCGGCGCACGUGCGUUCACUUAGCGCCCGGCAACACGAA